AUGAAUUUUCUUCUAAUAAUUACUCUCAUUUCAUCAGUAAUUUAUUCAAGUCAAGCUGGUCAAUGUCAAGUAUACAGCGGACCAAAUUAUGUAUCAUUAGCUACGGAUAAAACUGAUGGAAAGACAGUAUCAGAUUUUAAAAACAAUUUGUUAACACUUUUAGGUUUAUCAGCAGAUAAAACUGACAAAGCAGUUUUAUAUUCAACAAAUCCAUUAACAAUUCCAUCAAUUUGGUUAUUCCAUAUUGAAGGAGUAGAUAAACUAUCUGAUAAUGGCCUUCCAUUAGUCGAUGAUGGUGGUUUUGGUAUUGAUUCAUUUCAAUCCAAAUUAAGCAAUAUUCAUAAAAAUGAUGUUUUAAGUAUUGGUACAAUUGUUCUAGCUUCGGAUUCGGAUAUGGAUAAUUUUGAUAAAUCACUUCAAAAUCAAAUAUCUCAAAUGAAUAGCCAAGCACCAUGUAAAUACAUAGUCAUGGUUUGUGACAAUUGUCAAACGGAUAAAUUACAAAUUCCAUUAAAAUCUGCACUUGACAAAAUUGCUGCAAGUGAACCUCAAACAUUAGUCAUGACAUUAACAACAACAGAAACUGCACGUGUACGUCGAGCAAGACAAGCUGAACAACAAACUACUGGAAAUGUAACAAUUGCAACAAUGUAUUCCGAUGAAUACCCAACGAUGUUCAAUUUAUUUUUCUGGACAUCAUUAGCAUUUGCAUUAAUACUUAUUAGUAUUGUUUAUGUAUUUUUAACAUUAGAUCCAGGUUCGGAUACAAUUAUCUAUCGUAUGACAGCACCAAGAUUAAAAGUUGAUUAA
Messenger RNA from Adineta steineri, 810 nucleotides. The record is from the annotation of a GenBank genome assembly. NCBI's taxonomy places the organism in Eukaryota, Metazoa, Rotifera, Eurotatoria, Adinetida, Adinetidae.